UGUAGUAGUCAAAACAGCAAUCACUUCCCGUUUAUAUUAUUCGUCGGGUUGAACAAAUGCUUUAUUUUGUCGAUAUACACGACUUGUUUAUUUCUUUAAGGGAACAUUUAAAUAAAAAUAUCUUAGCUCUGAAAUUUCAUUGAUACCGUUAUUAACUGUGUAUAAGCGCAAAGUUUUUCCAUGACAGCAAUCAGCUGUUUACUGCGUGGUGUUCCUGCCAUUGUUCUGCACAUGAUAACAGUAAUUUGUUGUCCUUUCGCAAAGCGUUUUUGCCAUAGCGCUACGAUAAUGUACGAACGUGGAAAAGAUUAGAAAUUCGUUUCUAAACACAAAUGAAGGCUCCUGAAGUAAUGGCAGCUGGAAGAGGGGUCAUAAGUUUGCGAUUCAAUCAGGAUCAAGGAUGUUUCACCUGUUGUAUGGAAACAGGAUUGCGUAUUUACAAUGUAGAGCCCUUAGUGGAAAAAGCUCACCUAGAUCUGGAUCUUGUCGGGAGUGUUUGUUCCUGCGAAAUGCUUCAUCGGACAAACCUGCUAGCUAUUGUCGCCGGGGGUCCACGACCUAAGUUUGCCGAGAACACCGUUCUCGUUUAUGACGACGCUUCCAAGAAGUUCAUAAUGGAACUUACGUUUCCUGCUAGGGUGCUUGCUGUUCGUUUGCGGAGAGACAGGAUGGCGGUUGCUACCUGUAACCAAAUACAUGUAUUCACCUUCCCGCAACCUGCUCGACGCCUACUCACUCUAGAGACCAGGGACAAUGAGCGUGGUAUAUGUGAGAUGAGUCCGAUGGCUACCAGUGAACGACAACUGCUUGCCUUCCCAGGUCACAAGCUUGGCAGUGUCCAACUGGUGGAUCUGGCAAGUACUGAAGCAGGGAGCUCAAGUGCACCUGUUACAGUCAAUGCACACCGUGGUGCAUUAGCGUGCUUGGCACUUAAUCAACAAGGUACAUUAAUUGCCACUGCAUCAGAGAAGGGAACGCUCAUUCGUGUGUGGGACACUGUGCGUCGAACUCUCGCAGUGGAACUGCGGCGUGGUUCUGAUCCGGCAACCCUGUAUUGCAUCAACUUUAGCCGUGAUUCAGAAUUUCUGUGUUGUUCAAGUGACAAGGGAACAAUCCAUAUAUUUGCCUUGAAGGACACCCAUCUCAACCGGCGCUCAACUUUCUCUAAAAUGGGCUUCCUCGGUAACUACGUGGAAUCACAGUGGGCACUCGCCAAUUUCACAGUACCCCCUGAAUGUGCCUGUAUCUGUGCCUUUGGAUCUCGUACAUCUGUUGUUGCGGUGUGCUUGGAUGGCACGUUCCAUAAAUAUGUCUUCAAUUCCGAUGGCAAUUGCAACCGUGAAGCAUUUGAUGUUUUCCUUGAUGUAUGUGAAGAUGAUGACACUUGCUGACAGCAGCCAGUGGUUCACAAAAACAGGAAAAGAGUAACUUCUGUACAUAGUACAUUACAGACUGUGUGUCUAGAACUGCUUGCACUCCCCUGCAGGAGGAUAUUUACAGCUAUAUUUUACACAACUCAUUUGAAAGUGAACUGUUGUCCUUUUGUGCUUGCUAUUUGUCGAUUUUUGCUUUUGUACAAAUAUAUUACAAAUGUGUAUUUAAUGUGUUGACUGCUGUCCAGUAAUGGAAAAUUGUGUUUAUUUUGUCUCGAGACAUGCUUUCAGAGAAGCAUUGUUUCAUCUGUAUACAGUCUUAAAAAGCAGCUAUGCACAAAUUAUUGUUUUCUUGUAAAUACAGCCAAGGGUUAUGUGUGCUAAUUCCACUGCCACCAGUUGUACAUAAAGUGCACAGAAAAUGGAGAAACAACAAAUAAUUUGUUUACUAUACAGCUAAUGGGAUAUUGUGUACGAAUGUGUUCAUUGUUAGCUAAAUGACAGACAUAAAUGGUGUUUGAUGAAAAGAUCUUUAAAUUUAAAAUUACGCAUUUUGCUAAACAUGGUGCACAUAUUGGUGGUUUUCCACAUGAUGGAUAUUUGUGUGUCACUUUCAGGAUUUUGUGGAAUGUGAAGGAGACAAUGUGAUUGUUUUUAGGGUAAGUGGAUCUCUGCCAAGUUUGCAGUUUUUAUGUGUAAUCCACAGAGUUCCUGCUGUUCUGGAAUUAGUUGCUAGUUUCGUUAGUUUGGAUAUGUGUACUGUUGGUUCUGUUUCAGCAUGAAAUAAAUCCUACAAAAAGCAUGACUUAGAUGUUAGGAAUGUCUGUCUGUGUAAAAGAACCAAUAUCUAAGGAAGUUUUUAGGUUGUGUUGAAUUUCUCCCUAUCAUAUCUGUACAUUACAUCAGGUGUGAGGUACUGCUGUAAAGGAAUUGUCACAAUGUGAUACUAUUAUUGAGCAUUCUCAAUUCAUCCAUGAUAUAGCAUGGCAUAAAAAUGCCGCUUAAAAGUAAUCACAUAUAGUUUUUUCCAGGUGAUUCAUCAGAAGAUAAAAUUAGGGCAUCUGUAACAUAUUAUAUUUUCUGAAUACCAGUGUGACUGGUAGUGGAACUGAUAAAAGUGAAUGUUUUACUUAAAUAUUUAAUUUUGAUUUUUGUAAGCCAUGAACUUACAAAAAUUUCUUUGUUCUGAUUUUUGUUCUUCUUUGUGUUUGUAUACUUUCCUGUAAGUGUUGUAGCUAAAAUAGAGUAGUUCUUGGAAACAUUCAGUCAACCAGUUGUAAUAAAUCUUAUUCCCUAGCAUAUUUUUUGUGUCAUGCCCACUAAUUAUAAUGUGAAAGCAAGAUAAGGUGUUCGGAUGUAAGUUGGACAUACUUGUUAACUGCUUCAUGGAGAAUAGCCUUCUUUUACAGUAUGGUUAUAAAUAGUUCUUCACUUCAGGCAAGAGAAGAAAUUACUGCUUAUCUUCUCCGGUAUGAUUCAACAUUUGUUGUUCUAUUUCCUCCAGUAGAUGUUUGUGGUGUAAUGUACUACUGUUCCUCUCCUCCUUGCUGAGCAUUUCUUCCAUUUAUGUCUCUGUGAUGUUCAUGUAUUCUACUCAUAUGGCAUGCUUUCCCUUUCAUUGACCCAGUAAGUUGGUUUUGUUGGUGAAGUAUAAUAAAACCUGGGCAUAAGUUAAGUUUUAACUGUGCUCAGUGUCAACAGAUUCUAGAACAUGAAAUAACAUUUCUUGUCAGCUUCCAUUUUUUCCAUGCCUUGCCUUAAUUUUUUAAAUGUUGUUAAAUGUAAUACCAGUAUCUUUGUAAUAAGUAUAUAUCAAAGUUUGUAAUAUAUCACUAUUGAUUAGUGGGCCAUCAAUCAUUAAGUUACUUCUGCAAAUUGUUUAGUAGUUGUAGCAUAUUCUUUGACUUUUCAUGAGUGAAAUAGUGAUAACAAAUCAUAGUUAUUUCUUAUUUGAAUCUGUUUAUUUGAAAAUUUUUGGUGAAUCCUUAUUUAAUCAGUUUGUUACAACUAUUGAAAGCAAUUCUCUCACAAUUUCUCUUUAGUCUGUCUUUUAUUUACUUGCCUCUACGCUACUAUUUAUACUGAACUAUUAUUUUAGUUCUUUAUUCUAUUGUAGCACUGCAUAUAUUUUUUACACUUAUUAAUUAAAAACAAAUUCAUACAGUUACCAGUUGAUAAAUUAAUGUAUGUAGGAGACCUGUGUACAAAGUGAGAUAUUUAAUGUGACUAAUUAGUGACACACAUUUCAAUUUAAUAAAAUGACAGUAAUUUGAGCAGAACUGCCUUAUUGCACUGCAUAGCAUUCUGCAGCUCUUGGAAGUGCAUCCUCUUGCAAGCAGUACAUUUUUAUCAGUGAUAAUUUUUAAAGAUAAGCCAUAGACUGAUGUCAGUGUACAUUUAGAAAAAUGUAUGUUUGUCUUCCAUUUCUAGAAAUUCAGUAAAAUGGUUUCUGUCAAAAUUAGUCUUAUUUAUAUGUUCUGAGUACCUGACAAUCUGUUAAUAACAAUUUCUCUCUUUCUUUUAUGUUGUAGUUAUAUAUUAAGAAGUCAUUUAAUUUUUUAUCUAACUUGAUAAAUAGAUUUUUAUUGCUUCAAUUAAGUUACAUUUGUUGACAGUGUGUCAAACUGAGUCAAUAUGUUAUUGGUUUUAUUACAUAAACUUGGUUAAAGGUUAUCUCAGUGUAAAUAUACUAAGCCAUGCAGUAUGUUUGUAGUAUUUUGCCGUAUCUGUGUGAAAUAGUUGAAUAAGAAUAAAAUAAUCAUUUGUGGCAGAUUAAAAUUGAGCACCAAAUCAGAACUCAAAAUACAGAUCUAUUAUCCAAACAUGGCUCAUAGACAGGGUGAAAGCUUCAUUCAGCCAGUAUAUUCUCCACAUUUCUGCAAAUUCCACCUAAGUGUUCCUACACAUAUAUUGCAGAGUGAAAAUUUUGUUUAAGAAAUAGCACUUCAAACAAGUUUUUCAACUUGGGAAACCAGUAUGCAACACACUCACUUUGGGGUUUGUAAAACUGAGAUAGAGGCACUGAAAGUUUGGAACUUUGAAUAAUUACAAAUUGCUUGCUCAGAUGGCUGUGUUGCCUGUGGAAGACAAGUAUCUAGGGACAUGUCUGUCUGGCACACGGUUUUCAUUUUCCCACUCCAGAGUGCACAUUUCAGUUUAGGAGAAUAAAAUAACUUCAUUUUCAACAUCUUCCUCCCCUUUGCUCAUAUACCAGCAUCUUAAUCAAACAGUUCUAAAUGUUUGUAUGUA
Messenger RNA from Schistocerca cancellata (South American locust), 4622 nucleotides. RefSeq names its product WD repeat domain phosphoinositide-interacting protein 4-like. The transcript is spliced from 8 exons. Bases 333 to 1391 code for a protein of 352 amino acids. Lineage: Eukaryota; Metazoa; Arthropoda; Insecta; Orthoptera; Acrididae. Gene Ontology annotation, biological process: protein lipidation; autophagy of mitochondrion; protein localization to phagophore assembly site. Gene Ontology annotation, molecular function: phosphatidylinositol-3-phosphate binding; protein binding; phosphatidylinositol-3,5-bisphosphate binding. Gene Ontology annotation, cellular component: phagophore assembly site membrane; cytosol; extrinsic component of membrane. The record is from RefSeq and is a predicted model, not a curated record.